Molecule: messenger RNA, 582 nt
Organism: Vicia faba (fava bean)
Lineage: Eukaryota; Viridiplantae; Streptophyta; Magnoliopsida; Fabales; Fabaceae
Source: the annotation of a GenBank genome assembly
AUGUCUUUUGUAUUGCAACCCCGUGUUUUCAUUUACUCGAGGCCUUCGACCAUUGAAAAUGACCAAGAUGUUCUAACCUUUAUUGGAGAUGUUAAAGGAUAUAAUGUCAUUGAUGUUUAUGUUGAACACCUAAUUGAAAUACCUGAUUAUGUUGAACUUGAUGAAGUAAAUGUGCAAUUUGAUAAAGUAAAUAUGGAUAAUGUGCAAGCUACUAAUCUGGUUAAUGUUCAAGUUGAUAAAGUAAAUGUGGAGGAUGUGCAGGCUACUGAAGUGAAUGUGGAGGUUGUGCAGGCUAAUGAAGUGAAUAUGGAGGAUGUGCAAGCUGGUGAAGUUAAUGUGGAGGAAGAUGAAAGUGAAACAAAUCCUGAUUAUGAGGCUAGUGAGGAGAAUGAGGAUGAAUGUGAUACUGAUUUAGGUCCUGAUGUUAAUGUAGCUUGGACAACAAUGUUGGCCAAAGAUCAAACUCAACAGUGUUCAAGUUAUAAUGUUAUUUCUGAUAAUGAGAGUUUUGAUUUAGAUGAGCUUCAGACACCACCAGAAAGUGAUAUUGAAGAUGAGAUGGAGGAGGUUUCCAAUUUUUAA